Messenger RNA from Bombus huntii, 2292 nucleotides. Its product is annotated as odorant receptor 4-like. Gene Ontology annotation, biological process: detection of chemical stimulus involved in sensory perception of smell; sensory perception of smell. The transcript has 5 exons. The record is from RefSeq and is a predicted model, not a curated record. NCBI's taxonomy places the organism in Eukaryota, Metazoa, Arthropoda, Insecta, Hymenoptera, Apidae. Gene Ontology annotation, molecular function: olfactory receptor activity; odorant binding. Gene Ontology annotation, cellular component: plasma membrane. The coding region runs from base 867 to 2087 and encodes 406 amino acids.
UCCUCAUGAAAUCAUUGUUAUUCCAGGUUAUAAAAACUGCUUUCACGUAUCUGAACCUGUUACGUCAAGUGACGUAAUAAAAUAUAAUCUUAAAGUAUAGUUUAUACUGCACAAGUUUUUACGAUUCUAAAUAUAGAUACUGGCAAUAAUAUUGUUGACAAUAUUGUUUGUAUUCGUGUAACUUUUAUGCAUGAGAUAUUUCUUAUACACCUUUGCUAAAAUAUACUGAAAAAUAAUCCCAACUUAUAUCACGAAACAAAUGUUUAUUCUAGCUGUAGGAAAAAGAAUUGGAAUAUUAAACAAAUAAAACAAAACGUAUAUGAUUUUCCAUUAUUUAGAAUAAGUAAAUCACAGUACAUAAAUAUGCAUAGAUACUGUAUCCAUCUUCUGACCAUCCAUUCUGACCAUCUUCGAAAGUGGAUAUCAAUUUUCCGCCGAUUGUUGUUCAAAAAAUGACCCUAAUAUAGUCAACUCUGUCAACUCAUAAUCUUUAUUACACUAAUCUCUAAUUAUAUCAUAGCAUUUUCUGAAUUACCUGUGCAAAUCGUGUUUAGUAUUUAAAAAAUUUAGUGAAAUCGUUUGUAUUUCCAAACACUCCACCAAGAAUUCCAUAGAUCUUCCCAUAUUUUAAAUAUAAUAGAUCCACUAAACCGUACAGAGGCUUCCACUUCACCAAAUGGUUGUCAACAACUUCUAAACCUUCACAUUUGCGUGUACCGCUGCAACUGGUUGCAGAGACUGACUACACGAAUCGACCCGCUUACAAUCGUUCGGUGAACAAUGCGCAAGCGUUAUACAACCUGAUGCAUUUACUCGUUUCAUGAAAAAUAUCCGAUUCAGUCGUCCCCACAACUUUAGUGGACACGAUGACGAAUAAGUCUGCGGUAGUAGAAAAAACUUUUGAUAGUCUGGGGGAUUACAGUUUGCAGUUUAAUCGAUGGCUACUAAUAUCAAUAGGUGCCUGGCCUGCGUCCACAUCAACGUCGAGACGCGAGAGAAUCAUUUCGUUUAUUUUAAUCGCUCUCUGUUAUGGCUUUAUAUUGUUUACCGUGAUCCCUUGCAUAUUCCACUUUGUUCUGGAAGAUGAAAGUAUUUACAUGAAAUUGAAGGUGUUUGGUCCGCUCAGUCAUUGGUUUAUCGGAGGCAUCAAUUACACCAAUUUAUUGCUACGAAGCAACGAGAUUCGUGAUUGCAUACAUCACGUGCAAACUGAUUGGAAGAUAAUAACGAGACCGGAAGAUUCACAAGUGAUGAUGAAAUACGCGAGGAUUGGCCGCUUUAUCGCGGCUUUUUGUGCUACUUUCAUGCAAGGUGGCGUCUUGACAUAUUGCGUGGUGACAGCGUUCGCCACUCAAACCAUCGAGAUCGCCAACGAAACCAGAAUUAUUCGCAUGUUACCUUGUGCUGCGUAUAAGAAUUUAAUUCCCGUUGAUAGCAGUCCAAUGAACGAAAUUGUCCUCGCCACGCAAUUUAUAUCUGGAUUUAUUGUAAAUUCGAGCGCCGUUGCCAUUAUCAGCAUUGGUGCUGUAUUCACAGCUCACGCCUAUGGUCAACUGACUGUCCUGAUGAGAUGGAUCAACGAAUUUGUGAAUCGAUCGGAAGAUCAGAAAAAAAGUGUUGAGUUCAACGAAAUAGGUGAGAUCGUUGAACAUCAUCUCAGAAUUCUCAGUUUGAUAGCAGGUAUCGAAAACGUAUUGACACAAUUCUGCUUCAUGGAAUUGUUAAAAAGCAAGCUUGAUAUAUCCAUGCUCGGAUAUUACAUUCUUACGGAAUGGGCCGAACAUGAUAUUCGGAAUCUGACUACGUAUUUCAUGAUAAUGGCGUCCAUGAGUUUCAAUAUUUUUACAGUAUGUUAUAUAGGUGAUAUAUUGACGGAACAGAGCAAAAAAUUUGGCGAUGUAGUAUAUAUGACAAAGUGGUAUUAUUUACCUAACAAAGACAUAUUUGAUUUGAUUCUGAUCAUCACAAGAUCCAAUUCUGCAAUUAAAAUCACAGCUGGGAAAAUAACUCACAUGUCCAUAAAUACAUUCGGUGAUGUAAUGAAAACUGCGUUCGCCUAUUUGAAUCUGUUGCGUCAAGUGACAUGACGAUAUGCACCGCUGGUAAAACCUAUGCAUAAAAUUGUAAGAUUUUAAACAUAAAAAUUUGCAAAUAUAUCGCAUGACAUUUUUGUACGAAUAUCCUCGAAUAUUAAAUCAAGACAAGUUGGAAAUUUUUCAUGUUACAAUAUAGUAAUAUGGAAAAAUUAUAAAAUUGCUAAUUAGUAUUGCUAAUAAUAUUGAAAUGUAUUUA